GAUGGCUGCGCCCGCGCUAGGGCCGGCUGGAGGACGAGGCGGCGGGCUCGGUCUCGUUCUCUCUUUGCCUCUGCUCUUGCUGCUGGGCAGGGCGGCGGGGGGCGAAGAGGUCGGGGCCGAGGCGGGCGCGGCGUCCCUCGCGGGCUCGUGCGGUUGUGGCACUCCCCAGCGGCCCGGGGCCCAUGGCAGCUCGGCGGCCGCGCACCGAUACUCGCGGGAGGCGAACGCCCCAGGCUCGGUAGCCGGAGAGCGACCGUUCCCGCCCACCAAGAUGGUCCCCAUCCCUGCCGGAGUAUUUACAAUGGGCACAGAUGAUCCUCAGAUAAAGCAGGAUGGGGAAGCACCUGCGAGGAGAGUUGCUAUUGAUGCCUUUUACAUGGAUGCCUAUGAAGUCAGUAAUGCUGAAUUUGAGAAGUUUGUGAACUCAACUGGCUAUUUGACAGAGGCUGAGAAGUUUGGUGACUCCUUUGUCUUUGAAGGCAUGUUGAGUGAGCAAGUGAAGUCUGAUAUCCAACAGGCAGUGGCAGCGGCUCCCUGGUGGUUACCUGUUAAAGGCGCUAACUGGAGACACCCAGAAGGGCCCGACUCUACUGUCCUGCACAGGCCAGAUCACCCGGUUCUUCACGUCUCCUGGAACGAUGCCGUCGCCUACUGCACAUGGGCCGGGAAGCGGUUGCCCACGGAAGCCGAGUGGGAGUACAGCUGUCGAGGAGGCCUGCAAAAUAGACUCUUCCCCUGGGGCAACAGACUGCAGCCGAAGGGCCAACAUUAUGCCAACAUUUGGCAGGGCGAGUUUCCUGUGACCAACACCGGAGAGGACGGCUUUCGAGGGACUGCGCCUGUUGACGCCUUUCCUCCCAAUGGUUACGGCUUAUACAAUAUAGUAGGGAAUGCCUGGGAGUGGACUUCAGACUGGUGGACCAUUCACCAUUCUGUUGAAGAAACGAUUAUUAACCCAAAAGGCCCCCCUUCUGGCAAAGACCGGGUGAAGAAAGGUGGAUCCUACAUGUGCCAUAAGUCCUACUGCUACAGGUAUCGCUGUGCUGCUCGAAGCCAGAACACACCUGACAGCUCCGCUUCGAAUCUGGGAUUCCGCUGUGCAGCCGACCACCUGCCCACCACAGGCUAACAGCCACGAAGAGCCUUCCUGAAUCGAAGAAGUCGUGUCUAACCUGCACGCGGCUUCCCUCAGAAGGCUGAACAACCUCUUGUGAAGAAUUCCCACCCCCAGGUGGGUUACAUACCUGCCCAAUGGCCAAAGGAACCGUGUGGCGAGACCAAAUAGCUGACCUGCAUCAGCAAGUGUGCUUUAUUGUGUGGUGCAUUUCAUGUUUUACGUUUGGAGUCUUUUAAAGAGGAAGGCGGUGGAGGGCACCCUGAACUAGGCCUCAGGAGGUCUGCGUUCUACCCAGGCUCUGCCCCUGGGUUAGACCCCAGGGUCCCACACUUGACCUUCCUGGGCCUCAGUGACCUCAUCUGUCCAGUGAGGGGAUGCACAACAUGAUCUCUGAGGCUGUCUCCCAACUCGCAGAUUGUCUGAAUAUAUCAGAUUCUAUUGUGAUUUCAUAGUGAGAGUUUAUGGCAGGUUAUUUUUUAGCUGUUUUUUCCCAUGUGUGAACCUUGGGUAAUACUAAUCAUGUAAAAUAAUCGUUCUCUUGUAUAUUAUUUUCAGAAAAGAAUGAGGGGGGUGGCGGUGAUGGGUCUUUAUAUUCGUACUGCACUUUGUUUUUUCAAGGAAAUCAGUGUCUUUUACAUUGUUAUAAUGAAUCCCACUUGGGCCAGUGAUGGUGCGCUCAAGUUCAGCAGUCCGAACACGCAGGGAUGUCUGUGAGGUGACUUUACUGUGCUUUAUAUUUUAACAUUAAGUGCCUUUGGUUCAGGGGGGCAGUUACAAGCCCUAUUUCCCCCUCUCCCCAAAGCCUUUGGUGAAUGUGAAAUGUUUGCUACAUGGAGAAACCUGUUUAAUUCUAAAUGUAGGAGAAAAAAACCAAGAACCUUGAAUUAACUGUAUUCAGGGUAUCCAGUAUUUUGUAAUAGGGAAGUAGGAAAUCUUGUUGGCUGUGGAGUGUCAGAUGCUUCAGAUCAUGCACUGUGUCGAAUAAAGUGGUAUCUGCUAAAUCAGG
Molecule: messenger RNA, 2123 nt
Organism: Lagenorhynchus albirostris (white-beaked dolphin)
Lineage: Eukaryota; Metazoa; Chordata; Mammalia; Artiodactyla; Delphinidae
Gene: SUMF1
Product: sulfatase modifying factor 1
Exons: 9
Coding region: 2-1129 (375 amino acids)
Cellular component (GO): endoplasmic reticulum
Source: RefSeq, a predicted model, not a curated record